Messenger RNA from Acanthoscelides obtectus, 1475 nucleotides. Lineage: Eukaryota; Metazoa; Arthropoda; Insecta; Coleoptera; Chrysomelidae. The record is from the annotation of a GenBank genome assembly.
AUGCAGAUUCCGGGUCCAGAAGACUGGAAACGCAUUGAACAUGGAUUUAGAACAAAAUGGAACUUUCCAGGGUGUGUUGGUGCGUUGGAUGGCAAACAUAUAAAUAUACUGGCUCCUGAUGAUACUUCUGACUACUAUAAUUACAAGGGCGCCCAUAGCAUUAUACUUCUGGCAUUAGCUGAUGACGACUACUGUUUUUCAUACGUAAAUGUUGGAACUAAUGGAAGAGCUUCUGAUGGAGGUGUUUAUCAACAAUCGAAGUUAGCACAAGCCUUGCAAAAUAAUACUCUCAAUUUACCAGAGCAAUCAGUUGUUGUGGCAGACGCUGCAUUUCCUCUAAAGACGUAUCUUAUGAAGCCCUAUCGAACAACUCCAACACGUAAAGAAAAAAUAUUCAACUACCGUUUAUCGAGAGCCAGAGGAAUCGUUGAAAACGCGUUUGGUAUUUUAGUAACAAGAUUUCGAGUUCUUCUGAAUGCAAUAGAUAUGGCCCCCAAAAAGGUUGACUAUGUUGUAUUAGCUGCAUGUGCUUUACACAAUUGGCUUCGAAAAACAUCUGAUAUGUAUAUCACGCAAAGAUGCGUCGACUUUGAAGAUAUACAACAACGUGUUCUGAUACCAGGAGCAUGGAGGACACAACUGCGGCAAGCUUUGGAAGGCUUACCACGUACACGCUACAGUAACCACGCUUCUCAGCAGGCAGAAGCAAUAAGAGACACUUAUGCGCAGCUUUUUGUAACUACCGAGACGGUUCCGUGGCAAGACCAUAUGAUAUAAAUUAAAAGUUGAAAAUUAACAUACCUAUAAUAAUAAAUAAGAAGACAAUGAAUGUUGUAUGCUAAUAUAUUGAUUAUUUGUUGUGUUAAGACUUGAGUGUAUUUUCAUUUAAAGUAAAGAGAAACUCACCAACUCAAUAGAUGUCCUGUAGUCACCAGUGUCUCCCAGAAAAGAAUGCAUUUCAUGGAACCAUGACGUGGACGGGUUGUAUACCUCAGCGGUGCCAGAGCCUGAUCGCUUGGAAUGUUCAAUUUUUUUUAGUUCAUUGUGGUAAACCGACCUCAGGUUCUUGAUUUUUGUUUUUAAACUUUUCAAACUUAACGUAGGGUCAUUCAUCUUCAUUAUCAUAUCUUCAUACGCAUUGUUUCUCAAAAUAUUGUUUUUAUACUGCGAAGACUUUGGGUUCCACAGGCAUUCAUGAUUUCGGUAUAGAAUAACAAACUGUAACGUCUUAUCGUCACCCCAGCGCGCCAUUUUUGCAACACACAAGCGCACCUGCUGCUAACAAUUGCUGCGAACAACUGCUGCUCAAUAAUAGCAUGCUUAAUAAGCAGACCUGUUCACACGCGCUAAAACCACACCCCCUUCCACCCGCGCUGCAGGUAGCAUGCUCAAAAAUCGCAAGGCGGUCGAUUUUUAAGCAUGCUCAGAAAAAGCAUGCUUAUUUCUAGCAACGUAUGUACACACAUGCUACUAAG